Molecule: messenger RNA, 522 nt
Organism: Penicillium cosmopolitanum
Lineage: Eukaryota; Fungi; Ascomycota; Eurotiomycetes; Eurotiales; Aspergillaceae
Exons: 3
Coding region: 1-522 (173 amino acids)
Source: RefSeq, a predicted model, not a curated record
AUGUCACUGCCCAAUAGCCCCCAAGGAAGCGCUGCCGCAAGCCGGCCGAGUUGGCAAGACCAGCUUUCAGAGCACUGUAGACGCACAAAGCUACCAACUCCGAUCUUUAACAUUGUCUCCGAUCGACGAGGUACCUACCCGAUUCCGCUAUUUUUCUCCUUCACACCCUCUACCCUCCACCGUCUUUUCACCCCUCCUAAAAAUACCCCGUUUCCAUUCCCUGUGCUUUUCUUCCGGUUCACGCGUCUUGCCUUGCCUGCAACACGCUGUCGGGAUACUAAUUGCCCUUGCGUCGGAAAUGUAGGAGGUCGUACCGCUUGGUCAAGCACCGUCAGCAUCAAUACCCAGAACUUCUCCGCCCGCUACUGGUAUGAUGGUCAGUACAUCAACAAUGCCAAAGAGGAUGCUGCCGAAGUCGCCCUGAAGCUCCUCAAUCAACAGCCGCGUGCCUCGACCAUCUAUCCUGGUCAGAUUGAUUCGCGACAGACCACAGGCUAUGGCCGUGGUGCUGGCGGAGUCUGA